Messenger RNA from Drosophila sulfurigaster albostrigata, 1309 nucleotides. RefSeq names its product trypsin alpha-3. NCBI's taxonomy places the organism in Eukaryota, Metazoa, Arthropoda, Insecta, Diptera, Drosophilidae. Gene Ontology annotation, biological process: proteolysis. Bases 277 to 1068 code for a protein of 263 amino acids. Gene Ontology annotation, molecular function: serine-type endopeptidase activity. The transcript has a single exon. The record is from RefSeq and is a predicted model, not a curated record.
CUACGAUCCACGUCAAACAUUUGUGGAUGCCAUCUGGGCAGACCAGACAAGUUCAAUGUCGUGUGUAAACAGCGAGCACAGCUGUUUGGGUUCUGUUUUAUAUUUUUGGGGGUUGGGUUUCUGUUUGUCUCUCGUCUGUGUAACAACGCGCCAGAGCUGCGUUGAGUAAGGUCAGUUACGCUGGCUUCGAGGGUCUUUGUGGAGGCUUCCCAAUUCAACAUAUAAAUAGCUGUCACAGCUGCAGCGCGGCGACAUUACAAUCACGGACAACUCAAGAUGCGGAUUACACUGCUAUUGCACUGCCUGCUACUCUUUGGAUACGCACUGACAUCGAGCUUCAACGAGAUGAACUUGAAGCGCAUUCGCCGCGUGGUGGGCGGUCAACGGAUUGAGGUGAAACUGCAGCCGCACAUGGUGAACAUACGACGACGCGGUGACUUCCAGUGCGGCGGUUCGUUGGUGACCCCAAAUUGUGUGCUCACCGCUGCCCAUUGCAUGCAUGAGGAGCAGCUGAAGCCAUCGGAUUAUGUGGUACGCGGUGGUGUCUCCUAUCUCCGUGACUUGGACAACGCUCGCUUUGUGAAGCGUAUUCUGAUGCCCAGCAGCUACAAUCGCACCACGCUGGAUAACGAUGUGGCGCUGCUGCAGCUGCAGAAUCCGCUUCAGGGUUUGCACAUCUCAACUGUUGCCUUGGCCAGGCAGGCACCACUGCCCGGCAGCUUUGUGCGCAUCUCUGGCUGGGGAUUGACGGAUGAGCGUGCUCACCAGCUGCCCAAUCAACUGCACAGCGUUUGGGUUCAAGUGAUGGCACAGCAAAAGUGCCAACAACUCUAUCAGGGCUACAGGAAUAUCACAUCGAGUAUGUACUGUGCCUCAGGUGUGGGUCAAAAGGAUGCCUGUGACGCAGACUCAGGUGGACCGGCUGUCAAUGGCGAUGGUCAGCUGGUGGGCAUUGUGUCCUGGGGCAAGGCGAAUCGCUGUGCGCACAAGGAUAGUCCGGGUGUCUACACCAGCGUGGCGCAGCUCUACGAUUGGAUAGUGAACAACAUGGACCGAUAUUGCUACUAGGAUAAGGAGUUGACGUCGUAGCAUAAAAUGGGAGUUUAAGUAAACUUCUGUGUCAGUAUUAAAGGCAGAAUUAAGCUAAGGCUACAGUUGAAAGAGUGGCGCAAAAUAAAUAGUUUAAAUUUAUAUUUAAAAUUGUUUUCAUAUUUAACAUUCUAUUCUUAGAAAGCACAAAAAGUAUUUUAACAAAUUUAGCGCACCCAAAUUCUAGUUUAAAAUUGAGGUGGAAAAUGACUUAUUUUAA